AUGAUGCAUCCUGUUGCCAGCACUAAUCCGGCUUUCUGUGGGCCUGGCAAGCCAUCCUGCCUUAGCGAAGAUGCCAUGAGAGCUGCCGAUCAGUUUGACAUAUAUUCCUCCCAGCAAAGCAAAUACAGCCACACAGUCAGCCACAAGCCAAUGGUUUGUCAGAGGCCAGACCCAUUAAAUGAAACGCACUUGCAGACUACAAGUGGCAGAAGCUUAGAGAUAAAAGAUGAACUAAAGAAAAAGAAAAAUCUCAAUCGAUCUGGUAAGCGUGGCCGGCCUUCUGGAACCACCAAAUCCGCAGGAUACCGGACCAGCACAGGCAGACCCCUGGGAACCACCAAAGCGGCUGGAUUUAAGACAAGUCCAGGCAGACCUUUGGGCACAACCAAAGCUGCGGGAUACAAAGUCAGCCCAGGGAGACCUCCAGGAAAAAAGCAGCAAGCCUUCAGGUGUUCCAGUGAUGCCUGA
Molecule: messenger RNA, 468 nt
Organism: Pipistrellus nathusii (Nathusius's pipistrelle)
Lineage: Eukaryota; Metazoa; Chordata; Mammalia; Chiroptera; Vespertilionidae
Source: the annotation of a GenBank genome assembly